Messenger RNA from Pocillopora meandrina, 2550 nucleotides. NCBI's taxonomy places the organism in Eukaryota, Metazoa, Cnidaria, Anthozoa, Scleractinia, Pocilloporidae. The record is from the annotation of a GenBank genome assembly.
GAUCACGACGAAUUUUCCAAUUCAGUAAAGUACGACUGUUUCUCAAACAGUAUCGCUAUUUCGCUGACCAAGAAUCGGCUCUCAAACUUCAAUCACGCUUUAUUUCACCUAAACAACGAAUCUUGCACAGGACAGCAGAUUAACACAACGCACAUCAGAUUACAAACUGAACUGAAUGACUGUGGAACGCUCAAGCAAAUUCUCAGAAAUGGCUCAGUUAUCUAUACAAAUCGAGUCUAUGGAUACAUCAAGGGACAAAAAAAUAAACCAGGGAGUGCUUCUAAAACAUAUAAAGUUAAAUGUGUGAAACCGCACGAUGCAUCAGAAAGGAAUGUAUCCACCUUGAAGUAUGAUAGCGUUGUGCCAAACUUCAGCACCCAAGACAGCACUCUUUUUCAAGUUGGACAUCACCACAAAGCUUUUUCGUUACAAAAAAGAAAUGGUAAGUUCUGUCCACGACCUCUUCAUUAAUAUUGCGGCAGUCAUUCAUAUAUUAAUGAAGUAGGAGAAACUCUCAAAAUCAAAGUAUAUCUCUUAAAUGCACAAGUUAAUACUAGGGAAAAAUUUUCGAUUGAGUGUUCAAAGUAAUCCAAAAUUCAUUGUCUUACUUCACUCGGCCGUAUUUUGUCUGGAAAAAUCUUGACCCGAUCUUCCAACCAGUUAGAUACAAAACCAACAAUGAACGACCCGCGUUUUCUCGUGUUUCAGGCAGCUUGCUUGCUUCAUUUUGUCGGUUUGUCUCUUGUGUUCGUUUUAGCUCCAUUGACAUUUUGGUUUUUUUGCACCGAUCAGCAAUUGAAAUCACAUUGGUGUACCUUAGUCCAUCUCGGUUUGCCUCACAACACCAAAUGCUUGUUCCGCGGCGUGCGCGUAAUAAAAUUCAUUGACGCUUUCAUUGUCCGUUUGGUCCUAUUCCUGUCCUUCAUAUAUUGACUUUAGCUUUUCUUUUUCGUUUUUUUUUCUUUAAUUUCAUUCAGUAAGCCACUCUGAUCCUCCUUUACCGAUAACAUACAAGACUAAGGAGAUUGUACAAAAUGGCGACGAAGUCAAGCUGACGGCCGAGUUCUCGUCAAAUCAUCAUGGAAAGAAAAAUGGCGUUCACUUUAUUGGAGUGGCAGUGGAAAACUGCCACACUUCCUCUGACGACAACUCCAGCAGUACGGAUGGCACCACGCUUAUAGAGAAUGGGUAAAACUGCCAUGCACUUAAGGCCAACUGUUCGCGCUCUACAUGCAUUUUUUAUUUCAGCCUGCCGAAGUCUCAGCUGAAACAAUAACGAAUGGGCUGGGUAUACAAAAUUAAUUACGCAUAAGUGCCCCUAAAACAAGAAAUUUAUAGCGCUUUUCUACGUGAUGUUUUUUUCAGUCAGUUAUAUUUGUAUUUUUUGACUAUUUAUAGCUGUGUGUCAGCACCACGCCUGUGUGGUUACUUCUUCCAGCAAAAGUCUUCGUCCCAGACAAUCACAUACAGAUUGUCUAGCUCCAAACACAAGAAAAAAGGAACGGUGUACAUCCAGUGCAGAUUCAUCCUCUGUCAGCUAAAUGACACAGAGCCUUUGUGCAUUUUUGGCUGCAGACCAAACAGGAAAUUAAAGGUGAACGAGACCCGCAGCGUUACGGUCAAAGUAGGACCUUUUUCCGCAAAAGAAGCCGCACUCGCAGUUGAAAGAAAAGGUUAGUUAACGAACUAUAUGCAAUCAUAUGGCAGCUAUGAUUAACUACACUAUUGCAGUGGUUUUGAAAUAUUUUACGCGACAGCAAGACUGUGGAAUAAUUUCAUUCAAAGACUUCUUUCAACUCGUCCUCCUUUCUAGUCCGUGCAGUGUUUUUACAGGUUUUUUAGUGCCUGUUUUUUAACUCCCACAAAUGGCCAAGAAAGAAUUUCCCUUAUCAAUACCAGUACAAAAUCAUUCAAGCAGACAAGUGAUGAGAAUGAAGAAAAAUAUCAAUUAGGGCAUUAUGAGGUGAUUCAAUACCAAGCUCUUAGAUCUAAAAUCAUGAGAAUUGUAUUGUAAACAGUAGGGAGAAUUUCAAAUGAGAUCUUGUGAGUGAAAUGAAACUUUUGUUGUCCUACUCGCUUGGCGCGCAGAGACGUGAUUCAAUUCUCAGUCAGGUUGAAAAAUAAGUCAGUAGCCCUUCUCUCACCGAGUUUUCCAGAGUACGCAAUACUUACCUCUUUCCAAUAUGUUUUAUGCUCAAAGUAUUGUGCAUGCAAUUAAUGUUCUGAAUGCUGCUACAUUAAGUAUACUUUUCGCUUUUUGUUUAACUUCCAGUUUCACUCAUAUUGCCAAUUGUAAUUGGGCUUCUUGUCCUCGUCGCUGCGGGUGUCUUCCUUUUCAUUUGGAAGCGGCACCAAAGAAAGAGUCGCAAAGACAAUUUAAUAUCUAACGAAGAAGGACUGACCGAAAGUGAGAGAGGAUUCGAUCUCAGCGAUACCUCAUUAUUCGACGGAAAUGAAUCGCUGGAGGCUCCAAUUCAAGAUGAACUGGAUAGCUACGCAGCAAUUGAAGGAAGAAAAUUGUUUCUUAACAUGGAUUGGACCACUGUUUAG